This is a messenger RNA of Drosophila obscura, 3247 nucleotides long. RefSeq lists its product as uncharacterized. The record is from RefSeq and is a predicted model, not a curated record. The transcript has 3 exons. The annotation marks the transcript as partial. NCBI's taxonomy places the organism in Eukaryota, Metazoa, Arthropoda, Insecta, Diptera, Drosophilidae. Gene Ontology annotation, biological process: SCF-dependent proteasomal ubiquitin-dependent protein catabolic process. Gene Ontology annotation, cellular component: SCF ubiquitin ligase complex.
UUCGCAAUUGUAAAAAAUCAAACGCCGUGACUAACUUAAAAUGAGUCAAGUGAGCAUUUUUGAACUGCCCACCGAGUGCCUGUUUGAAAUAUUUAAGUACAUAAAAGAGAACUGCGAGAGAGAGAAACCAAAUGCGCCCGACGAAAUCACGUAUGAAGAUUUCAUUAGUUUGGCCAUUUGCUGCGAAUCGUUUGACGAUCUGAUCCAGGAAUGGAAAAUUGAUCUAUAUGACAGGCUUUGGGAAAAUGUGCGCCUUCCGAGGAUCAUAACUCACAUCGACUUUGAAGAUGUGAAUGCCAUGUUAAAGAGAAGGUCAGCAAAAGAAAAGGAAACCUACUGGAGGGAGCUCAGCCACAUUAUCAGGGACGCUCCUGUGACCACUAUCUCAUUGCGUUACGCUCCCAAAUCAUUCCACAGUGAUCACUUGAAAGCAUUUCAGACCGUCUUAUGUGAACUACAAAACAAGUUAAAUCUGCAAAGGUUGGACAUUUAUGUACGGGGCUUCACCGUAAAAGGUCUGGGAGGAAUUAGAAGCCUCGAGACACUCCGGUUAGAUAUCCGGAUGGAUAUUGAUGAUUUGAUUGAAAUCUGCCGCCUGAACAAAAACUUGCGAGUUCUGGAAUACAUGAAUAAUGAAACGGGAGGAAAGGGCACUCUUAAACCUCUGCUGGAGGCAUUGGUCGCAAAUCAGAGCAAAGUCCUCGAAAAAUUGUGCAUAUACAAUGUACCAUUGGACCACAAUGAAACGCAGGCAAUGGCCCAGAUCGAUACAUUAACUCAAGUGGAGUGUGGAUUUGACGAUCACCAGAGCAUUGGGCUCUUGUACCAGCUGACCAAACUCAACCACUUGAAGAUACUGUCCAAACAAGACUUUGGGGUAAUAUCGGAGCAAGUUCUGAGGAUUUUAGUGGAUUCAAAGACUUAUACGAACAUUGAGCUAGUCAGUUUGACAAUAUCAUAUGAACCAUGUGGAAAACUUACACUUGAUUUGAGAGAGCAGAAUGCAAACGCCUCCGACUACAGUUCAUUUUUGACGCUGCCAGGUUUGUCUUCGCUGGUAAUUGUAAAAUCGCCCCAAGGUGGUUCACGUAAGUCGAUUCUCAAUGGAUUCAGAAACGCACCCAUAAUGCCGAGCUUGUGGUUGGGAAAUAUCACGGCAGAGGAAUUUGCAGCUGUAUCUGAAAUCGCGUCCCUGAAGAGAUUGACGUGUGGAUUUGCCAAAACUCAAAACGCUGAGCUCCUAGCGCUGCUACCCGUGCUCGAGGAAUUGACUAUUACAUAUGUGCCAUCAUCUCCAGGAUCCCUCCAGGGCCUCCUGGCUGCACUAGCUUCGAGGGAGUUGCAGACAUUACAAAAGCUGAGUUUGAAAGUUGUGAUCGAUACCGUGGAUGCAAAGGAACUGGCCCGUCUGAGAUCUUUGCGAACUUUGGAAUGUCAGUUCGCUGAUCCUCUGGACAUUCUGCUUCUGUCUCAACUCCCCGAACUCGAAAAGCUGAACCUAAAUGCCAUUGACAUGCUAGACCAGAUAUCGCCUUUGGUCCUUAUAGUUAUAAAGUCCUGCAAAAAGUUGGCUGAAAUUCAUAUCAAGUGUAAUACAAUCCACUCCGGUCAUGUCGACAUGAAAUCGUCUGAAAUGCUCGUCGAAAUGCUGGAGGCCUUCCAAGAUAAACUUAAUAUACUGAUCAACGACUGCAAUAUAUUCGGGAAUCGUGAAAAAAAUAUAUUGAUCGUUAAAAUGGAUUUCUUUAAAAAAAAUAAACUCGCGAUAGAAUCCUUAGCCCGUGUUCAAUCUCUAAACCAUAUGGAAAUACAAUCCCUCGAAGUUGGGGAACUGAGGGAUCUCUUUGCCGCCCUAGCGAUGAGAACUAAUUCCAAUCUACAGAGUCUGUGCAUUCCCUACAGUUCGCUCGACUUUAGUGAGACUACGGAAUUGGCCAAGAUUACUUCGUUGACCAAAUUGAAAGGCCACAUCUCCGAUAAACGAAGUCUCCAACACUUACUCCAUUUAAGCAAUUUCGAAGUUUUGAAUGGAUUAGAAUGGAGAGGACAGCUUCGCAGAAGCAUCACGUUCGAUAAGUUCACUGGGCAAUUGACUAUUAUUAACCUUACGGCCAAUGAAUUACCUGACAACAUUGGACUGAAUCCCCUAGCUAGCCUGCAGAAUUUGCGGCACGUUACUAUUUCUGGAGUCUAUAAAGUGGGCUCCAUGCGCGAUUUCUUGGGCCAGCUGGCCACCUGUCAAGGGAAGACUCUGCAGACACUGCAGAUAUUUCCGAACGGAGAUCUGAACUAUGCAGAGCUGAGGGAAGUGAUUCAAAUGAAGUCCCUUCGAGCCCUGGCCUGCGGGUUAUCCCAACUUAAUAUAAUGCAAAUAGAACAGCUGGGACUAUUUCCUCAGCUAGAAUCGCUGAUUGUUGUUUCCCAUCGAACGGACUCUUUAGGGAGCCUACUUUGGAUUCUUGCCAAGAAGUGCCCCACACUAAGAAAUCUGACUGUAAUGGGCGAAAGUCUCACCCCCCAAGAGGUGACCAAUGUAUCUGCUAUAAGUUCCUUGAAGCGACUCGAGUGCGGGUUCUGCAGCACAAAGGGUCUCGAUGUAUUGUCACAGCGUUCCUGCAUCGAGGAGCUGGUCAUGAAAACUAGGAACGGUGAAGCCCCUCUGGUAGAUCUGCUGACUGCUUAUGCAGCUUCUGGCGAAUCAAAGAUUCAGAAAUUAACUAUCGAUGGUCCGGCAGUCGGUCAGGAAUUAGCUACCGUACUAAGCCAUGUUCUCCGCAUUCCGAGACUGAAGUCCUUGAAGCUCCCAAUCAAAGAUACCCAGGGCAUUGAGCUAUUGGCAGAGUUUUUGCAUUUAGAAGAGUUGAUUCUCUCCUCGGACCCCGAAAGAGGUUCUCUAGCAGUUCUCUUCCGGGCACUGUCACUGAAGGACUCCACCAAAUUAAAGAACUUGGUUAUAGAGAACACAUCCAUUAGCCCUGAAGAGGCUCGCCACCUCAUGCAGGUGGACUCAAUCACAAGCCUUAAGUUUGACUUCAAAGACGAAGAAAUCUUCCCCCUCUUGGCUAACAUGACUAAUCUUGAGAAUCUGGAAAUCACCACGGAUCAUGAAUUUGGAAAUAAUAAUCUUGCUGGUCAUCUCCUUGACAUCUUGCGAGGAUGUCGAAAACUUAAGACAAUUAAUUUGGGAAUCACACCACGCUGCAUCUCCCGUGACUUCCUGAAAAAGUCUUUAGACGUACUGAAAUCA